CUUCUCCGCAAUCCCUCAUUUCGCAGCACAUUUUAUUUCCUUCACUCGUAAUUCAGCAUACCUUUCGGCAAUGAAAUGCAAUGUUUGCAAGAACGCCAAGCAGAGAUACUAUUGCCUUGCCUGCCUCCAGGACCGCAUACGCCAGCACCGCUGGCUCCUAGAGCAAGUCCCGGACGCCUCACUGCAGCACACCGGCACGCACGAGCUGCUCUACGACCACCACACCAUGCAAAUGCGUGGCCACCACCAGCGCAUUUCCGGUCUACGAACGAAAAUAUCUGCCCGUGAGCGACAAAUACAAGAAGCCCAAACACAGCGUGACCUGCUUGCUGCCACCAUCGCCCAGCGGCGCGCACAGCUUUUAGAUGCCACGAAGAGCAGCCGAACGCACCUUGCCGUCGAAUUGCAGCAGGCAGCAGAUGGCGAACAGAAGAUGGCGGCAAGGAACCAGAAGGUCCAGUUGAUGCUACGCAAAGACAGACUCAUCCUAGCCAAUGCACUGUGUGACAUUGUCGGCCUGCAGCUCGAUGAACCAGCAGACGACAUCUACGUGCUGCUAGGUGAAGGAGAUAGGCUGUUCGGGCUGCCAUGGCCGCGCCGUGAGGACUGGGCAAAAUAUCCGAAUGACUACAUCAAUGCGUGCGUCGGCCAUGUCAUACAUAUAUUCAGCGUGCUGACGCACUACAUGCAUAUAGACUUGCCAUUCCUUGUGUCGAAGCGCGGACCCAGCCUGGUGAUUCGUCCGCACUGGCGCCAUGUCGAUGCACAAGAAGCCACCCUGACAAUCGCCGAUAGCAAUCUCACCAGCUUCAUUGCCGGUCUGGCCAUGCUAUUUUACGACAUUGCCUACGUGUGCCACUGCCAGGGCGUGAGAGUCGCGCUAGAGCAGGUCACAGACGCAGUGCGGAAUUUGCGCCGGGCUGUGGUGGCUCUCGGCGACAACGAUAAUGAUGGAGCGGAGCUGUUUGGGAUGGAUUUGUAUGAUAUCGUCGAGGUCAUUAUGCGCAUGUACACGGAAAGUGGGAGAGAGAAUGAGGAUGUAUUGAAGCCGCAGGUGCAUGAGACCCUGAGGCAAUUGCAUGUAUGCGACGAUGCAGUCGAUAAUGUCGAGUAUGAAGAUGAGAAUUGGGCAAUUGUGUGAGCUGUAUAUACGAAUAUUAAUUAUGAAAAUCAUUAAAAUGAUGCGACACAUGACAUCACAGCUGAUUUAACUGCACACUGGUAUAUGAACGUACUGUGUGGUUUUCAAGGGGGAGACAUGGUGUGGCAAACACCUAGUUUCAUCACAUUUCAACGAUCGUCCAAUUAAAUGCGCCAUUACAUAGUAUACCAUACAUUACUCGUUAUUUGGAUAGUUAUCUAAUAUAUAUCGCAAAGGCCCUUGCGGACAACAGAAGCAAAAAA
Molecule: messenger RNA, 1404 nt
Organism: Linderina pennispora
Lineage: Eukaryota; Fungi; Kickxellomycota; Kickxellomycetes; Kickxellales; Kickxellaceae
Exons: 1
Coding region: 71-1141 (356 amino acids)
Source: RefSeq, a predicted model, not a curated record